Messenger RNA from Dioscorea cayenensis subsp. rotundata (Guinea yam), 2125 nucleotides. RefSeq lists its product as uncharacterized. The transcript has 4 exons. Bases 762 to 1898 code for a protein of 378 amino acids. The record is from RefSeq and is a predicted model, not a curated record. Lineage: Eukaryota; Viridiplantae; Streptophyta; Magnoliopsida; Dioscoreales; Dioscoreaceae.
AAUUUUAGUGGGUCCUUUGCUCGAUACCAUGAUUUAUUUUCAGAGUCUGAUGAAGGUGAAAGCACUUAUUCUGAAUUUGAGUUUCAGAGUCCAUCAUCAAAUGCCUCAUCCCCAAAUAUGUCCAGCAUUAUCGGAGAGAGUUCACUUGAAGAUGACAACAUUCUCAACAAAAAUUUAGUUGAUCUAGAUGCCAGAUUUCAGCUGGACUAUUGGUUCAGACUGUUAAAUGGAACCCUGGAGAUACUGAUGAUGAGAAAAUCUAAAUGCUUUGGGUCUGCCACAGCAAUCAUCAUAUGAUGCUACCUUUUACAUGCCGGAGACACAUCAAAGAUGCAAUAAUUUCCACAAACUGUUAAAUACAGGAUUUGAGAAUGUUUCUUCAGAAGAAGCCAGGGAAAGGAAACAGAAUGGCAAGCCUAGUUCCUCACCUGUUCUUAUGUCUGAUUACUCCAACAGAGAUACAUCAACAGAUGACUAUGUUGACCUCAUGACUGGUAAAUCUGGCAGAAACUUUUCUGACAUGGAAAAUGACUGCAUUGCAUUGCCUGAUUCAAUUGUGGCAUCCUGCAGACCAUAUUUAGAUGUGAAAACUGAAGAUCUGAUGUUAAGAGACAUUAAGGACAGGGUUGAAGGGGAUAUCAUUGAUGAGGCUAUGCAUUGUGAAAUUUCUUCUUCAUCUUCCUUGAGUGCUUGUACAAGCAAAACUACAACAAUCAGACCUUCUGCAGAUAAAGACUGUAUCUGUGAAACUGAAGAUUGCAAUGAUAUCUUUGGAAAUUCUACAAUCAAACAGUCAGCUUGUGUUAUUGAAGAGGGAAACCAAUUGUUUAGCAUCCCCUGGCAUGGGCAUAGCUGAGGUAUCCAAUGAUUUAUUUGCACUAGGGAGAAUUAAACCAUCAGCUGGAUAUCAUACUAGUGUAGAAUCUAGUGUGGAUGGUGACACUGUAGAAUCUAGUGAACACAUAUCAUCAUCUGAGAACAAGAAAAAAACUUUGCUUGGAGUUUGUGAAUAUGCACCUGCACCCUUUGGCAGUGAUUCUUCUGAUGCCACACUCCAUGCAAAUUCAGCUUGUAUUAUUAAUGAGUCAUGUGUGUCAGUGGUACAUAAAGAUCAAUACACUAGUGUUGGUGGUGGUUUAACCGAAGGGGCCAAUGGAAGAGUAGCACCUAAUAUAGGGAGCGAUGAUUUAGAACCAAAUGAGACACAUGUUUUGAAGGAAUCUUGUAUCUGUGGCAAUGCUGAUUUCAAUCCCACCUGCUGCAGUGAGGCUAAAUUAGAGGGAACUAGUCUAGGGGAGUUAUCUGAACCAGUAGCUUGUCAGGAUUCUGUUAUUGAGAGUUGUCAUGCCAAAAUCAAGGCGCACAUGCAUUGCUCAACUUUGUUUUCUGCACGGGAAAAUGAAGUCAAUGCAAAGCAAAACAUUGUGGAUACAAAUCAAACUCCCCCUGUAGAUUAUAUGGGAGACAACAGAAGGAACAACUUGGACGCUGCUCCCACAUCCAAGACAAUAGAGGACCAUGAAAAGGAGGUAUUGAGGAUGCAUGAGCUGAAUGGAAAAAAUAAGUCACGUGAAUCUCCUAAGCUGGGCAACAUAGUGCUGAAAUCAGUUGCUGGGGGAAUCACAUUAGUUGGUGCUGCAUUCCUUUUUCUUCAGUUUAGGGGAAGGAUAGGCAAAGGAAAAGCUAAUGGAGGUUUGGUGCUGCCAAAGGUACAAAACACCAGCCAGGAAGGUUCUAGAGAUAAAGGUGAGAAUGAUGAUGAUGGCAAGCAACAUGUUCCAAGUCUUGCUCAAAAACCUUCCAAAACUCAGGGGACCAACAACAGUGGUACAGCACAAAAGCAAGCAGAGAUGAGUAGAAAGAAGGUAUUCUACCCUGGAGACAAACUCAAGGUUUAAUAGGAUCAGAAUAAUAUGUUGAGGUUUUAAGCCCUCUCGUAUUGAAUGAAUGUCAAGUAUUUCCAGGGAAGCCUACUUGUCAGCAUGUUUAAGUAAUGCAAGAAGCUUUUCUUGCAUGGUCACAAUUUUGUAUGGCUAUAUUAUAUAGUGGAAUGAGCCGACAUUGUACAAAUAUAGUCCGCAGAAGUCUAUUCAUUUGUAAAGAGAAUCAUUCGCAAUAAAAAAAA